GGUCCAGGAGAGUCUGUAUAUUGAGUUACAGCAGUUUGUGUGCGCGUGGGAAUGGUGUGGACUGACUAAAAGCAAGCACUGGACUUCCACUUGUGUCAGUGCCUACCUUGACACACACACACACACCCACACCCACACACACACGCCACCCUCCCUCUCACCUUCAUCCCAAGCAAGCCCUCGCCAUUGGCCAGGUCCCCUGAACCCUCAACGCCACCAGCGCAGCAGCCAGGCGCAUUUGGGAGAGCAGGAGAGAGAGGGUGGAUGAUGAAGACCUUGGUGUGCCUGGUGUUGGGACUCUGUGUCCUGAGGGCGGAGGCAGCUGGGCUCUCCAGACAUGUGCGGCAGGUGGAGCCGGACACGUAUGACUCUGCUAGCUAUGACGUAGAUCAGGAAAACUUGACCUCGGAGGGGCAGGACUUCUACAGCUACAUCGAUGAACUGCCUACUGAUGAGCUGCAGAUAGAGCUUGAUGCGCUGGCCCCCCUGGUGGACAGUUACUUAGCCUCCACCGCCUCCCUGGAGGAAGAGGAUGAGCAGCUUCCUCCCAUGCCCUUUUCCUCCAGCGGCUCCAGCGCAUCCAGCGGCUCCAGUGCACUCAGCGCACCAAUCACAUUCAGCGGCUCCGGCACACCAAUCGCAUUCAGCGGCUCCAGCGAAGCUAGCGCAUCCAGCGGCUCCAGUGCACUCGGCGGACCAAUCACAUUCAGCGGCUCUGGCAUACCAAUCACAUUCAGCGGCUCCAGCGCACAAAUCGCAUUUAGCGGCUCCAGCGAAGCUAGCGCAUCCAGCGGCUCCAGUGCACUCGGCGGACCAAUCAUAUUCAGCGGCUCCAGCGCCUCCGGAGAAUCUGGGGACCUGAUGGGCCCUGACACUCAGGACGGUCUGCCAACCUGUCUGCUCUGUACCUGCCUGGGGGGGUCUGUGUAUUGUGAUGACAUGAAGCUGAAGAGCGUGCCCCCCCUCCCCAAAGAAACCACUCACUUCUACGCUCGCUACAACAAGAUAACCAAGAUCAACAAAUCCGACUUUGCUCAUAUGAACAACCUGAAGAGGAUUGAUCUGACUAAUAACCAGAUCUCGGUGAUUGAUGAGGAUGCCCUCUUCGGCCUGCCCGCCCUGGAAGAGCUCUUGGUGAGGGAGAACAGCCUGGCACAGCUGCCCGCUCUCCCUGCCGCCAUGAACCUCAUCGACGCCAGCCACAACCGUCUGGGCAGCAAGGGCAUCCAGAACGAGGCCUUCAAGGACAUGCAAAACCUGAUGUAUCUCUACCUGACUGACAAUGACAUCACCUACAUCCCUGUGCCACUACCGGACAGUCUGCGUUCACUGCAUCUACAGAACAACAACAUCCAGAUGAUGCACGAGGACACUUUCUGCAACAUGAAAGAUUUUAAUUACAUUCGCAAUGGCCUGGAGGACAUCAGACUGGAUGGCAAUCCCAUCAACCUUAGCAAGACUCCACAGGCCUACAUCUGCCUGCCUCGUGUUCCUAUAGGCAACCUAAUUUAAGCACACACACACACACGCACGCACAAACACACACACAUGCCCACACACCUACACACACCCAUGCCCCC
Molecule: messenger RNA, 1580 nt
Organism: Anguilla anguilla (European eel)
Lineage: Eukaryota; Metazoa; Chordata; Actinopteri; Anguilliformes; Anguillidae
Product: epiphycan-like
Exons: 7
Coding region: 265-1512 (415 amino acids)
Molecular function (GO): protein binding
Source: RefSeq, a predicted model, not a curated record